Messenger RNA from Meriones unguiculatus (Mongolian gerbil), 1943 nucleotides. RefSeq names its product NK6 homeobox 2 (gene Nkx6-2). Gene Ontology annotation, cellular component: nucleus. Gene Ontology annotation, molecular function: DNA-binding transcription factor activity, RNA polymerase II-specific; RNA polymerase II cis-regulatory region sequence-specific DNA binding. The record is from RefSeq and is a predicted model, not a curated record. The transcript is spliced from 4 exons. Lineage: Eukaryota; Metazoa; Chordata; Mammalia; Rodentia; Muridae. Bases 285 to 1118 code for a protein of 277 amino acids. Gene Ontology annotation, biological process: regulation of transcription by RNA polymerase II; cell differentiation.
UGUCCCGCGCGGCACCGCUCCGACCGGCCCGGGAGCCGCCGCCGCCGCCGUCCACUCUAGUAUCCUUGCCUCGUCUCUGACCGCCGCCCAUUUCGCGAAGCAGCCGUCGGUCCUUCCGCUUUCCCUCGGGGGGCCGUCGGCGUCCGUCCGAACGCGCGCUCCACCGGGGCGUCCCGGGGCUGCAGGGCGCCCUUUCGGCGCGGCGCGCAAACUUCCCGAGUCGGCGCGCGCGGGCGGUGGCAGCGGGGCCCGGAUGGGCGCCCGGGUCGGAAGCGGCGGCGCCCAUGGACGCUAACCGCCCGGGCGCGUUCGUGCUGAGCAGCGCGCCCCUCGCCGCGCUGCACAACAUGGCCGAGAUGAAGACGUCGCUGUUCCCCUACGCGCUGCAGGGUCCGGCCGGCUUCAAGGCGCCCGCCCUGGGCAACCUUGGCGCGCAGUUGCCUCUCGGCACUCCGCACGGCAUCAGCGACAUCCUGGGACGGCCGGUGGGCGCAGCGGGCGGCGGCCUCCUGGGAGGCCUGCCCCGCCUCAACGGGCUCGCCUCCUCCGCGGGUGUCUACUUCGGGCCCGCGGCCGCCGUGGCACGGGGCUACCCCAAGCCGCUGGCGGAACUGCCUGGGCGCCCGCCCAUCUUCUGGCCCGGGGUGGUGCAGGGCUCUCCCUGGAGGGACCCGCGCCUGGCAGGCUCCGCCCAAGCCGGCGGGGUCCUGGACAAGGAUGGCAAGAAGAAACACUCGCGGCCCACUUUCUCUGGCCAGCAGAUCUUCGCGCUGGAGAAGACUUUCGAGCAGACCAAGUACCUGGCAGGCCCAGAGCGAGCGCGGCUUGCGUAUUCCCUGGGCAUGACCGAGAGCCAGGUGAAGGUAUGGUUCCAGAAUCGGCGAACCAAGUGGCGCAAGCGGCACGCGGCGGAGAUGGCGUCGGCUAAAAAGAAGCAGGACUCGGAUGCCGAGAAGCUGAAGGUGGGUGGCUCGGACGCGGAGGACGAUGACGAGUACAACCGGCCCCUGGACCCCAACUCCGACGACGAGAAGAUCACACGGCUUCUCAAAAAGCACAAACCCUCGAACUUGGCGCUGGUUAGCCCGUGCGGCGGCGGCGCGGGGGACGCCUUGUGAGGACGCGGCCAGGCCAGAGAACCCGGGAACCGGGGCGCGCGGCCUGCCCCGACGCCAGCCGCCCAGCUGCAGUGUGUAUAUAUAUAUUUUUUACAGAAUAAGUUAUAAAGCGGACGUUGGCGCGGCCCCGGCGUGAGGUGCGGAGUGCGGGGUUUGGGCCGGUCACUUUGUAUAAUCAAUAAAUUAUUUAACAAGUCCCCGUCGGAGCCAUGGCUCCCAAGGCUGCACAUCGUGUUUCUUCCCGUACGGAGCUGGCGCCAGCGAGCGGGCUGGCGGCAGGACCCUCCGGACCCCACCUUGCCUGUUCUCCCCGCGGGCGCCAGAGCCUGGCGCAGGGGGGCGCGACAGUGCUUCAUGACGACCCGGGGCCCGUGUGCGCGUUCGGUUCAGAGGCUGAGCGCGUGGUCCCAGAGCGCACGGUGAUGGCAGCCUGCAGGAGCGCAGCGGCGAUGAGGCUGAGCAUCCGGAGCCCAGGCCGAGGGAAGGCAGCUUCCGCCGCCCCGGGAAGGGAACGGCAGCGCAGCACAGUGCUUGAAGGAGCCGGAACCAGCAGUGAACUCGGAAGAGACCCCAAAGCAGGAACCGAGCAGUCACUUCCAGAGGCCCUCGGAGGAAGGACCCACAGCUGGAACCCACAGACAACCGCUGCGGACAUGGCGCAUUGGCAAGCAGCGACCAUGGCAGUCACAGACCCGACCCUGGCAUCAAAGACACGGGCCGGCCUUCAGGGCUUUCUAGGGAAACCGACAUUAACUGGCGCCUCCGCCCCAUCCAGGAACUGUAGUGUUCAGAAGUAAAUCAAUAAAAGCACGCUGUGUUUCCUCA